AUGGCCUCCAAACCCAAAUUCGCCAUUCUCGACGACUACCAAAACAUUGCCCGCACUCACUUCGCCCACCUCGAAGACCGCGUCGAGAUCACCAGCUUCCCCGAAACCCUCGACCCCCGCGAUCCCACCCAGCAAGAUGCCCUCAUCCAACGCCUCCUCCCUUUCGACGCGAUCCUCGCCAUGCGCGAGCGCACGCCCUUCGCCGCAUCGACCAUCACCGCUCUCCCGAAUCUGAAACUCCUCUUGACCACGGGCACGCGCAAUCUCUCGCUCGACAUCGACGCGUUCACCCAACAUGGAGUCGCGGUCGCAGGCACAGAGGGCCGACCGCCCGGUGUCAACUCCACGGUGCAGCAUACAUGGGCGUUGAUCCUCGGAUUGGCGCGGCAUGUCGCUCGGGACGAUGCCGCGGUCAAAGCUGGUGGGUGGCAGGGAUCGCUUGGGAUGACUCUUUCGGGAAAGAAAUUGGGAUUGCUGGGACUGGGGAAAUUGGGGUCGCAGGUGGGCAAGAUUGCGGUACAAGCAUUUGGCAUGCAAGUCCUCGCGUGGUCGACCAAUUUGACUCAGGAAAAAGCCGAUGAGCAGGCUCGGGCGCAAGAUUUGCCCGUGGGCAGCUUUGUGGCAGCCUCAUCCAAGGAGGAAUUCUUCCGACAGGCGGAUAUUGUCUCCGUGCAUAGUGUUUUGUCCGAUCGCAGUCGGGGGAUUGUCGGGGCCGCGGAUCUGGCUCAGAUGAAACCCCAGGCAUUGAUCAUCAAUACCUCGCGGGGUCCGUUGGUUGACGAGGCAGCCUUGUUGGAUACAUUACGGGCUGGUCGGAUUCGAGGAGCCGCGCUGGACGUGUUUGAUCCGGAGCCAUUGCCGUUGGAUAGUCCAUGGCGCACCACGGCGUGGGGUCGGGAGGGGCGGAGUGAGGUGUUGUUAACCCCGCAUAUGGGAUAUGGUGAAGAAGACUUGUUGAAUGGAUGGUAUCGGGAAGUGGCGGAGAAUCUGGAGCGAUGGUUGAAUGGGGACGAGUUGUGGCGGAAGAUGAAUUAA
Molecule: messenger RNA, 1035 nt
Organism: Penicillium subrubescens
Lineage: Eukaryota; Fungi; Ascomycota; Eurotiomycetes; Eurotiales; Aspergillaceae
Product: D-2-hydroxyacid dehydrogenase family protein
Exons: 2
Coding region: 1-1035 (344 amino acids)
Molecular function (GO): NAD binding; oxidoreductase activity, acting on the CH-OH group of donors, NAD or NADP as acceptor
Source: RefSeq, a predicted model, not a curated record